Messenger RNA from Penicillium angulare, 897 nucleotides. RefSeq lists its product as uncharacterized. The transcript is spliced from 4 exons. Lineage: Eukaryota; Fungi; Ascomycota; Eurotiomycetes; Eurotiales; Aspergillaceae. Bases 1 to 897 code for a protein of 298 amino acids. The record is from RefSeq and is a predicted model, not a curated record.
AUGAGACCCUUGGGAGUGGAAUGGCUUGACGGUGUCAAGCCGGAUAAUUUACAACAGAAGGCCAUGCCGAAGGGUCUGAAUAUCUCAAGCACUGUGCCUACUAUUGUUGCAUGUUGGCGUGCGCAUAUGAACGCUCUAGUGAGGGUGGUCGAGAAUUCAUACUCGACUGCGUUAAUCAUGGAGGAUGAUGCGGACUGGGACAUCAACAUUAAGGCUCAGUUGACUGAAUUUGCCCAUGGGCUUCACUCAAUACAAGGCAAUAAAAGGGUUUCCCGAGAGGCCCCGUAUGGCACAAAUUGGGAUGUUCUCUGGAUCGGUGGUUGUCUGUCCGGGCCAAGCUCCAAUGAGACCCACUUCUAUGCUAUACCGAAUGACCCUACUGUCCCUAGUGUUGAACAGCGCCAAGGUGCAGCGGGCAUCCCAGAAUCAUGGAAAGAGACGUUCUCGGAGGAUUCUACGCGCUAUAUUUACAAGGCAGCAGCGGGAUGCUGUUUAUAUGGGUAUGCAGUGACUAGCCAAGGGGCGAGAAAAAUACUUGCCGCCUUGUCCGUUGAUCAUAUUGAGAUUCCAGUUGAUAAUGCCUUGAGCGAUCUAUGCGGUGGCGCUGCAGGUCGACAGAGCAUUUCAUGCUACGCUCCAUCGCCUAACCUGAUUGGAACAUAUAGGCGAGCAGGCCCAUCAUCUCAAGAUUCAGACAUCGAAAGUUAUGAUCCGACCCACUUUCACGACGAAAGAUCUUGGAACAUGGUUUUCAGCACCAAGCGCAACAUUCAUCGGCUAGCCGCUGAUGAGAAAACCCUUUAUUCUCAGUGGAGAGAUUCCCCUGAGAAAUGGCAGCAGACGGAAAUGAGUUUGGAUGAGUUUAUGUAUCCUCGGGGGCUGCUUGUUGACCUCUAA